This is a messenger RNA of Penicillium canariense, 840 nucleotides long. Its product is annotated as SGNH/GDSL hydrolase family protein. The record is from RefSeq and is a predicted model, not a curated record. Lineage: Eukaryota; Fungi; Ascomycota; Eurotiomycetes; Eurotiales; Aspergillaceae. Bases 1 to 840 code for a protein of 279 amino acids. The transcript has 4 exons.
AUGACAGACAUUACUACCUCGCAGAACAGUGAGGACGUUGGCCGGCCCUACGACCAGCUGAUCCUGUUUGGGGAUUCCAUCACCGAGAUGUCCCACAACCAAGCCCUUGGGUUUGCCUUUGGUGCACAGCUGCAGGAAUCUUACAGCCGUAGGCUGGAUGUGAUCAACCGAGGUUUCGCAGGAUAUACCACCGCCCAUGCUGUCAAAGUCUUCCCGAGGGUCUUCCCAUCCCCUCAAGCAGCCAAUGUGCGGCUCAUGACCAUCUUCUUUGGAGCAAAUGAUGCCUGUGUUCCUGGCCAAUCUCAGCAUGUUCCUUUGCCCGUAUAUAAAGAGAACCUGCAGAAGAUCAUUCAGCAUCCUGCAACCCGUGCCCAGGACCCGCGUAUCAUUCUCAUUACUCCGCCGCCAGUGAAUGAGUACCAGCUCGAGGGCUUUGACAUUUUGAAGAAUACUCCGCACCCCAGCCGGACAGCCCAUAUGGCUAAGACCUAUGCCGACGCUGUGAAGGAGGUAGGGGCCUCAUUGAAGGUUCCGGUGGCAGAUAUCUGGUCGGCGUUCAUGCUUGCCGUGGGCUGGCAGGAGGGCCAGCCGCUGAUUGGAUCACGAGAUGUGCCUAAUAAUGACCGGUUUGGCACGUUGUUUACUGAUGGUGAGUGCAAAUUGCCUGGUCUCAUCUCUCCGGGCUAUACUCACCGGUUACCUGCAGGGCUGCACCUAACACCAGGGGGAUACCGAAUUGUAUAUGAUGAAGUGAUGAGGACCAUUCGGGCCAACUGGCCUGAUCAGGAUCCAGCGGUUCUCCCGAUGGUCUUUCCUUCGUGGGGUGAAGCGCCGCGAUGA